AUGGACCUGUCUCUUUUGGUGCCUGCCGAUUGCUACUUGCCCGACAACGUGGAUCUGUGUCUUUUGUCUACAAAUGUAAGCAUGCCCAACAGAACACAUCGCGAGCUUUUGCCUAAAAAGACAUAUUCACCCAAUGACUUGGAUCCUGAUGACUCGGAUCUGGAGUAUUUGCCUGCAAAGACGUACUCACCCGACGACUUGGAUCCCGACGUGAAUUUGGAGCUUGUACCUGCAAAGAUACACCCACCCAAAUCCUUGCAUCCCGAUGACUCGGAUCUAGAGUUAUUGCCUCCGAAGACAUACUCGCCUGGAAGCACAGACCAGUUUCUCUUGCCUGCAAAAGCAUACUCGCACAUGAGCGGUGCAAGUGACUAUGGAUGUCAUGUAUCGCUGAUAGAGAGCCCGGAUGCGCACUCCAGUACAUGGAUCUGGCCAAUGGGUCCCGAAGAAGUCGUUGAAUAUCGAAAUCUUGCGGAAAUCGACGACACCCUCAUUGAAAUUGAAAUGCAAGACAUCAUGCACGAGUUCAUCCUAACUUCGUCACCCGGUAGCCGCUCCAGCCAAUCUCCCGGCUCCGAUGAAUCCUCCAUCCGAGCACUAUUUAGCCGAGAAUCAUGCAUCCCGCUUAUCUCCGACGAUGCGGCGGAGGACGAGAUCCUUCAAUCGUUGAUUCCGGCCGGUUUGAAUUUGCCAAUCAAACGUAGGCCAGAGAAUCAACCAACCUUGGUCAACCCUGCAGCUUCAAAGCGUCCUCGCAGCCAGUCAGCCUCUCCUGUGACCACGCCUCUGCCAGGAAAGCGACCCAAUGGGACCUACUCUAUUACUGCUAAGCUCAAUCAUCACUUCAACCUUGCCAAAAAGGCCAACCUUGCGUCCCAAAAGCCCAAUAUUACGUCCCUGGAUGGUAUCAAUGAGUCCAAUGAAGAAUCUCCCGAUGAAGACAUUCCUCGCCGCAAGAAAUUGUUCGGUGAUGACGGUUUCCUUGGGCCUCAUCCAGCACUUGAAUCUCCAGUCUUUGAGACACCCCCGUUGCCAGAUCCAAUAUCUGUCCUACCAGUCUUGCCACAGCCAGCCCUGACACUGACCCCAACUCUGAAGCCAACCCGGAUGGUUAGCCCAAAGCCGGUCCCAAAGCCGACCCCAAUGAUGAUCCCAAAGCCGAUCCCAAUGGUGAUCCCGAGACUGACCCAGAAGCCGGCCUCAAAGCCGGCCCUCUUCCGAAGCCUCAGCAGGAAAUUCAAGAAAGAAAAAUCAGUCGCUGUGAGCCUAACCCCGCCCAUCAAUCUAGUAUUCAGCACUAACCAUAGGUCCGUCUCAUUGAACCCAACCAUGCAAGCCAAACUCUACUCCGACCUAGAAAUGAUGAUUUGCACCAGUGCCAACGAAUUCCUGCUUAAUCAAUACCGCGACGGUCGUGUGUCCCAGUGCUCUGUCAACAAAGUCCGCCAGCAAUGGCGAGCGAAGAACCGUACACCGGUCCACGACAUGAACUACGAUCAGGCUACACAGCGAGAACUGAUCAUGGAAAACCGUCGCACCCUGGAUUUCAAUGGCCAGUGCUCCAUCAGUGCCAUGCAGUUUCACGCUAGCAUGCAAAGCUGGAAGGUCAUCGCGAUGGAGAUGAGUGCUCGCACUUUUUGCCUGCCAGACACUGCUAUUCGGAAGAAUCUCUUUGAGAUUCAACAGAUCCUUGAUAUGUUGAAUGCACCGAUCUCGACCCUUCGAGAAUUGAAUGAGUUAAGUACUUGGGCUCAGUUGCAGAUGCUGGAUGUAUCUGAGAUGAGUCGUUGUUCAACCCAGAGUCAGAUGUACUUCCUUGCUCACUCCGUGUCUGGAUAA
Messenger RNA from Penicillium odoratum, 1839 nucleotides. RefSeq lists its product as uncharacterized. The transcript has 2 exons. The coding region runs from base 1 to 1839 and encodes 612 amino acids. The record is from RefSeq and is a predicted model, not a curated record. Lineage: Eukaryota; Fungi; Ascomycota; Eurotiomycetes; Eurotiales; Aspergillaceae.